AAGGGGCCGCAGCUCCGGGCCGGAGCCGGUGCAGCAGCGGAGGUUGCUCGGUCUGCCUGGUGCACCGGAGGGUCAGCCCUGAGUCCAGCAGGCCCUGAUCGCCGCCUGCAGCCCGAUGGCCCCUGGAGGCUCCCGCCGGCGCUCCCGCUCCCGCAGCCGAUCCUGGUCCCGGUCCCGAUCUAGGUCCAGGUCCAGGUCCAGGUCCAGGGGGCGCGGGCCGGAGAAGAGGCGCAGGGCGAGCCGCAAGGCCAGCUCGGCUCCCCUUCUCCUGGCCCCGCGGCCUCACCUUCUUCCUCCCUGCAUCCCAGAGAGACGCCGGCACAAGGCCCAGAAAAGACACCGGUGCAGCUCUUCCUCCUCCUCUUCCAGUUCUUCCAGCUCGUCGUCCUCCUCCUCGUCCUCCUCGUCCUCCCCUUCCUCCUCCUCCUCUUCCAGCCAUGGCAGGAAGAAGCGGAGUAAGCACAAAGACAAGAAGAGGAAGAAGAAGAAGAAGAAAAAGAGGAGGAGGAAGAAGCUGAAGAAAAAGAGCAAAGAGAAAGCAAAGGUGCAACCGGUCGAGGCUCUGCCCGGCCCCUCGCUGGACCAGUGGCACCGCUCAGCUGGCGAGGAAGAGGAAGGCCCAGUCCUGACUGAUGAGCAGAAGUCGCGGAUCCAGGCCAUGAAGCCCAUGACCAAGGAGGAGUGGGACGCCCGACAGAGCGUCAUCCGCAAGGUGGUGGACCCCGACACAGGCCGCAUCAGGCUCAUCAAGGGUGAUGGUGAGGUCCUGGAGGAGAUCGUGACCAAAGAGAAGCACCGAGAGAUCAACAAGCAAGCUACUCGAGGAGAUGGCCUGGCCUUCCAGAUGCGUGCUGGCCUGUUGCCUUGAGGCACCGAGCACCCAAGGUCUACGGUGGCCACCAGAGUUGGGUCCCAGAGGACCGCAGGAUACCUGCAGGUCACUGUUGUCCUUUUCCGAGUACUGGCCUCGGCUCCAUCGUCACCCCAAAGACAGGGUCAGUGGCCUGGGCGACUCCCCCAACUCUGAGCGUUCCACUGGCCAGACAUUAAAUGUUCUCUGGUUGGAGGAGUCAGU
Messenger RNA from Suncus etruscus (white-toothed pygmy shrew), 1075 nucleotides. RefSeq names its product ADP ribosylation factor like GTPase 6 interacting protein 4 (gene ARL6IP4). The coding region runs from base 116 to 868 and encodes 250 amino acids. Lineage: Eukaryota; Metazoa; Chordata; Mammalia; Eulipotyphla; Soricidae. The transcript is spliced from 5 exons. The record is from RefSeq and is a predicted model, not a curated record.